Molecule: messenger RNA, 477 nt
Organism: Brenthis ino (lesser marbled fritillary)
Lineage: Eukaryota; Metazoa; Arthropoda; Insecta; Lepidoptera; Nymphalidae
Source: the annotation of a GenBank genome assembly
AUGAAGUUAUCAACACCAAGAUAUACAUUUUGCUUAAUAAGUCAGUUAACUUUUAUGUUUUGCGAUCUGAUAUUUAAUUGCGUUAGCUUGUUUCCUAGGAGUCGUGAUGGAUUACUGGUAUUAUUUAUAUUUCAGGAUCUAUUUCUAGUCCUAUCAAUAACCACAAUUUUAGUAACGUUCUUCUCAACAUAUUUAUUUCAAGCUGGUCUAGUAGAAGUUUUAAUUCGCAAGUUCCGAGCAGCCGGCUCUGUGAUAAUUGGUUAUGUGGCCGCGAGUGUUGUGCUACAUGCAGUGUGGCUGCUGGAGAAGUGGGGAGAUCCAGAGUCUGUGUCCACACCUAUGCUCAUCGUCCUGUUCACUUUGCAACGAUGUUUAUCUCCCUGGUACUACUUCUUCUACAAAAGAGCAGCAUUGAGGGUCAGCGACCCUCGCUUUUAUGAAGACAUAGACUGGAUUAAUCAGCAAUUGCAGUCUCGU